Clupea harengus (Atlantic herring) is the source of this 1399-nucleotide messenger RNA. RefSeq names its product tissue factor-like. Gene Ontology annotation, molecular function: protein binding; cytokine receptor activity. Gene Ontology annotation, biological process: blood coagulation; cytokine-mediated signaling pathway. NCBI's taxonomy places the organism in Eukaryota, Metazoa, Chordata, Actinopteri, Clupeiformes, Clupeidae. The record is from RefSeq and is a predicted model, not a curated record. Gene Ontology annotation, cellular component: plasma membrane.
GCAUGGAGCCGUGGUAAUAAAUCCAGCGCGAGUACCUCUUUCACGCAGUUUUGGUUUUGGUGUUUGAAGGACCUGCAACUAGACAUAAACAAACGGCAACUAAUCUGCCACUUCGGUCGAAGACUGGAAUAUUGAUUUUGACAUGUGUACAGCAGCGCUGAUUCAUUUUGCUGUCUUCGCGUUGACUCUCAUCUCCGCGAUUUCAGGUGAGGAUUAUCCACCGCGGGCUCAGAAUGUAUCCUGGUCCUCCUUUAACUUCAAGACCAUUUUAACCUGGAGCCCUAAACCUACAAACUACUCUUACACCGUGGAGUUUUCAAGAUUGGACAAGGACAAGACCAUGCACUGCAUCCGGACCAGGGAGACUGAGUGUGACCUGACCGAUAAACUGGAGAACCUGAGGGACACCUACACUGCUGAUGUGAUCUCGGAGCCCCUGCCCUCUGCAAACACACACUUUGUCGAGCUCCCAUACACGUCUGCGCCUCGCUUCUGCCCCUACAAAGAAACAAAGAUAGGAAGUCUAAAUUUCAAGGUGAUUCAGAAUGAGGACAAGACUAAGAUGGAAGUCCACAUCCAAGAUCCCCAGACUGCCAUCAAGAAAAAUGGGCGGCCGAUGACCAUCCGAGAGAUCUUCAGGGAGGACCUGAUGUACAAAGUCCAAUACAGCAAAGCUGGAAGCACAGGAAAAAGCAAGGCCCAGGGCCGCAAGAAUGUGGUGGAGAUCAACAAGCUGGAGGAGGGUGUGAGCUACUGCUUCACUGUGGCUGCGUACAUACCAUCGCGUAAAUCAGACCAUCAGAUGGGGUCGUGGUCCAUUCCUGUCUGCUGGCCCCCAAAGGCCGGGUCUUUCUUUGAGGAGAUUAGCUGGACUUGGUUAGCAGCAGGUGCCGCCAUCCUCCUGGUGAUCUUGGUUCUCCUGAUCAUCAUGAUUGUUCUGUGCUGCAAGAGGGCUUGUCUCUCCAAGAAGAUCAAGAUGGAGGCUGCAACGACGAUCACGACUACCGUGUAGAACCGUGUCAUUGGAGAUGAGCCCCCAAGUCUGGGUUGUUUGUACUGCACUUUGCACAGGAGUGGUAUGUGGCUGGCCCACAAGCUGCUCUAUGGGAGAAGCUCUUGCACUCUACACCUGAGCUUGGUGUUUUUGAAACAUAAUGUCAAAUGUCUGUUCUACUCUUUUCACAUUCUGUGGGGUGAGUGGGCAACAUGGUUUGCAGAUUAGAAUGAGUGUUAAACUAUUUUUUUAAACAAUAGAUUUGCUUUUAUAUAUUUGUUAUUUAUUAUUUUUUUUGUACAUGAAAUAUUAUUUAUUGAUGAAAGUCCGCUAUAUGUUCCUCUAUUUUUGUUGUGUUAUCUAUGAUGUAAACAUUCUUGCAAAAUUAAAACUUGAUGAUUGGUA